Molecule: messenger RNA, 1808 nt
Organism: Spodoptera litura
Lineage: Eukaryota; Metazoa; Arthropoda; Insecta; Lepidoptera; Noctuidae
Product: ionotropic receptor 84a-like
Cellular component (GO): membrane
Molecular function (GO): ligand-gated monoatomic ion channel activity
Source: RefSeq, a predicted model, not a curated record
GCGAAAUUGGCAAAAAUGCUCGCAAAACUAGACAGACCAAUGAACAUUCGAUAUUUACGGCAGAAUGAAACCAUUGAUAAUGAUAAUUAUCCAAAUAAUGAUCUAUUAUUCAUAUUGAACAGAACUUGUGAUGAUGCGAAUGCUUUUCUCAGAUGGGCAAGCGCAAACCUCAAGUUUAGAAAGUCCUACAGAUGGCUGAUUCUUGGAAAAUCAUUAAUAAUAAAAGAUGAAACCUUUAAUGUUUCUCCAGAAUUUGACGAUAUUAGGAUUUCAGUAGAUUCAGAAGUCAUAAGUAUUGGAAAAUGGAAUAAUUCUGAAGAAGUAUCAUUACACACGUUUUACAAGCUAAAACCACAUACAAAAUGGAUUAUAGAAGACUACGGGACUUGGUCACUCGAUACUGGAUUUACGAAAUCUACGACUACAAUUGAGUCAAACGUGAUGAGACGAAAGGACUUUAUGGGAGAAACUUUGACUACCUCCGUUGCUAUUUCUGACAAUCGAACUAAAACUGAUCUACUUGGACUUGGGAACAUCUUUAUUGACACCCCUGCCAAAAGCAGCUUUCGUACGAUUGUUCCCUUAUUUGACUUUCUCAAUGCUACUAAAGUUGUAAAGUUCUCUGAUACUUGGGGUUACUUCAUAAAUGGAUCUUGGAAUGGAAUGAUUGGUGACAUUUAUCGGGAAGAAGCUGACUUGUGUGGAAUUGUAACGUUCAUAACGAAAGAGCGUAUGACAAUUUUGGAAUAUUUGACCCAUCCUACACCCAUCACACUGAAGUUUGUCUUCAGACAACCGCCCUUGUCGUACCAGAACAAUUUGUUCCUUCUGCCAUUUUCCAAUGGAGUCUGGUUGUGCACUGGUGCAUUCAUUGUUAUAUUAAUUGUCAUAUUGUACGUCAACACGAUAUGGGAUGCAAAGAAAUACAAAGAUUAUAAUAAGCAAAAAAUUGACCAAACAUGCUUACCACCAACUUGGAGUGACAUAACAAUUUUUGUCUUGAGUGCUAUUUCUCAACAAGGAAGCUCUAAUGAGUUAAAAGGGACAUUAGGACGUCUUGUAAUGUUUCUGGUUUUCUUAGCAUUUGUUUUCUUAUACACAUCUUACUCUGCUAACAUUGUUGUGUUACUUCAAUCGACGUCUAAUCAAAUUCGAACUCUCUCUGAUCUUCUUCAUUCUAGACUGGAACUUGGUCUGGAACAUGCUCCGUUCAACAAAUUCUAUUUUUCGAGUGCAUACACAGCUGAUGAUCCAAUAAAGAAAGCGCUAGUUGACACUAAGAUUGCACCAAAGGGUGUACUGACAAAUGUUAUGAAUAUUGAACAGGGAGUCAGGAUUAUGCAAAAGAAACCAUUUGCCUUUAAUAUGAACACAGGCACUGGAUACAGAAUUGUUUCAGCAAUUUUCCAAGAACAUGAAAAGUGUGGGCUUCAAGAAAUUGAAUACAUUCCAAAUAGCAACCCUUGGUUAUGUAGUCGAAGAUUAUCUCCUUAUGGGGAAUUGUUUAAAGUUGGGUAUAUCAGGAUCCAAGAACACGGUUUGAGUGACAGGGAAAACCGAUUAAUUUACGCCAAGAAACCAGCUUGCACCGUCAUGGGUGGCAGUUUCGGUUCCGUCAAUAUGGUUGAUUUUCAUCCUGUCUGCUUGGUGUUGCUCUACGGAAUGAUUUUAGCGUUCCUCCUCCUUGGCGUUGAAAUUUUAGUUCACCGAAAACAAAUGAAAAUGCGCAAUCAAGCUAGGGUCGAAUGAAAUAUUUAAUAGAAAAGUAGCGUCUUGUGAGAUUAAGGUUUUGUAUUGCUUAUAAAAUG